Messenger RNA from Pyrenophora tritici-repentis Pt-1C-BFP, 1599 nucleotides. The record is from RefSeq and is a predicted model, not a curated record. Lineage: Eukaryota; Fungi; Ascomycota; Dothideomycetes; Pleosporales; Pleosporaceae.
AUGGAGAGCGCCGAUCUUGAAAGAAGUUAUUCCCGCGAGCAGCAAGGCUUGGGCCCUGGGCUUGAGGCUAUUGCUACACCAGUUGCGCUCGUUCGAAGUUUCACGUCGAAAAGCCAUAGAACCGGGAUCGAAAGCUCGCGUGCCGCACGAUUGAGGGAACUUGAAAAGGGCAUCCACGACUCGUUUGAGACGGAGAAGGAAGACACUGUUGAGCAAGUCGCAUCGAGAACUCCUUCGGUGCUGAGUACAACCCGGGGAACAGAUCCAUCGUCAGAGACAUCAAGUGUACAUCGAGGAGAUGAAGUACGGCGACGGGUAAUUCGAUUCGAAGAUGGAGACCCGGAGAACCCAAAUAACUGGAGUCGGUGGAAAAAGAUCUAUUCCCUCAUCGUGGCUAUUAUGAGCGUGAUGAAUAGUACCAUGAACUCAAGUCUAGCCGCCGGGGCUGUAGGCCCAAUAUCUCGCCACUUUAACGAAUACAACAAAUAUAUGCUCAUCUUACCUACAUCCAUGUAUCUAGUCGGCUACGCAUGUGGUCCAAUGCUGUGGGGCCCUCUUUCAGAAAGUUAUGGUCGCAAAGGAACGAUGGUGAUAUCCUUUGCCAUCUUGACCGUAUUCUCAAUUGCUUCGGCGGUCGCCCCGAAUUUCGCUGCCCUGGUCAUCUUCAGACUUCUCGUUGGUGUGGGAGGGAGCUGUGCCGUCAGUGUCGUUGGUGGUAUUUGUGCAGACAUCUAUCACAACCCGAAAUAUCGUGGGAGGAGCAUGGCAAUUUUCAUGGCAGCAACAACUUUUGGUCCUAUCCUCGGUCCUCCAGUAUCAGGAUUCAUAGGAGUUGUGUCCUGGUCAUGGGCGUUUUGGAUCGGAGCCAUUUUCGCUGGUGCCACAUGGCCACUCUUCUACUUCUUCAACGAAACAUAUGGACCGACGAUCCUCAAGCGCCGAAUCUACCAUUUCAACGCGGGAGAAACAGGCCUAACAUUCUUACCCAUCGGCGUCGGUGCAGUCAUAUCGGCCGGAAUAUACCUCUCCUGGGACUGGUACCUAGCGCGCGCCCAGCGUCUCAAGCGUCCGUGGUCGCAAGAUGAAGAAAUGCGCAGAUUACCAUUGGCAUGUAUUGCAGGACCCUUCUUCGUCAUCAGUGCCUUUUGGCUUGGCUGGACAGCGCGAGAAGGCAUCCAUUGGAUUGUACCUACACUCGCUGGUAUACUGUUCGGCAUGGGCUAUCUCUGUCUCUUCAUGGCGCUACUCAACUACCUGGUCGAUGCUUACGAAAUCUUUGCCGCGAGCGCAAUGGCCGCUGCUUCGCUGUCGCGAUCGUCCUUUGGCGCUGUGCUACCAUUUGCGACGAAACCAAUGUACAAUGCCAUGGGUGUUGCAUGGGCGACUAGUCUGCUGGGUUUCUUCUCCUUAGCUUUAUGUGUCGUGCCCUUUGUGUUUGUCAAAUGGGGCGGUAGUAUGAGGGAUAGGAGCAAGUUUUGCCAAUAUCUGCGGCAGAAGAAGAGGGAAGAAGAGGAAGCGAGGGAAGAAGAGAGGAGAGGAUUGCGAGAGACAGAGGUCAAGGCCCAACCGAAUGAGUUCAAGGGGAAAGAGGACGUUUGA